Sitophilus oryzae (rice weevil) is the source of this 1160-nucleotide messenger RNA. RefSeq names its product regucalcin-like. Bases 132 to 1151 code for a protein of 339 amino acids. The record is from RefSeq and is a predicted model, not a curated record. The transcript has 6 exons. Gene Ontology annotation, molecular function: enzyme regulator activity; gluconolactonase activity; calcium ion binding. Gene Ontology annotation, biological process: L-ascorbic acid biosynthetic process. NCBI's taxonomy places the organism in Eukaryota, Metazoa, Arthropoda, Insecta, Coleoptera, Curculionidae.
UACAUUUUGGUUAUUUUUUUAAAUUUAUUAAUAUUUAUCACCAAGGAAACACUUAACUAAAUACGAAGCCGUAAUAUAACCAGCAGCGUUUUGAUAAAUAACAUUUAAACGUUGCAAAUAUUCAAAAUAAAAUGAUUGGAUAUAUUUUUCUAGGUUGCCUUGUGUGCUUUGUGUUUGGCAGUCCUUAUAUACAAACGAAUUUAGAAUUAUCGACGCCAAUUAUACAACAGGUUACUUAUCCUAUUGAUCACGCUGAGGGGCCUUCAUGGGACGCCCGAAAAAAUAUUUUAUUUUACGUGGACAUUCACACGGGCAGAGUAUUUAGUUACCAUUACAACACGUCGCUCGUUCAUUACAUUACACUAAACGGAAACGUUACGCCAGUCGUUACCUCGGAAAAUAACCCUAACCUGCUUAUUGUGGGCUUGAACAGGUCGGUGGUAGCCGUGGAGUGGGAUGGGACAAACGAAAUUGGAAAUCAACGGGUACUUACAACUGUUUCCGAAGAGUUUCCUACUAGUAGAAUGAAUGAUGGAAAAGCUGACAAAGAAGGCCGUUUGUGGUUUGGAACGAUGGGUGCAGAAAAUACUAGCACUGGUGCUUUAACACCUAACAAUGGUGUACUUUACAAAAUUACAAAGGAUAAUUUAGAUAAUCCUGCUAUUGAAAUAGCUCCAGUUAAUAUCAGCAACGGAUUAGCAUGGAAUUCAGCAAAUGACCUGUUCUAUUACAUUGAUACUCCAUCAUUAACGAUAGUCGAAUAUCAGUAUGAUGAUGUAAACGGGACUAUUUCGAACCCACGAGUUGCUGUAAAUAUAAGAAGUUUCACGAAUCUUACUGGCAGCCCCGAUGGAAUGACUAUAGAUAUAGACGACAAUCUCUGGAUCGCACUCUAUGGAGGGGGAGCUAUUAUAAAAGCAGAUCCAAAAACUGGCGAACUUUUACAAGUCGUAGCUUUACCAGCUCGAGAUGUAACAUCAGCUAUAUGGGGUGGGCCAGAUCUCGAUAUUCUCUAUGUAACAACGUCUAGAGUUUCGUUAACAUCAGAUGAGAAAAAGUAUUAUCCAGAAGCAGGAAGUGUAUUUGCUGUAACUAAUUUGUUUACAAAAGGACGUCCAGUCUUUAAUGCUAACAUAGUAGAUAAUAUAUAACAAAUAUUU